AUGGCACCGUCCGGUCUCCUGACAAAGAAAGGAAGAUCUCCCGUUCCUCUGCGAGGAGUGAAAGUAGUAACAAGCGUACGUGGUUACGCUGCGCAUGUUGAGAGCAGUUUCGAGUAUGAGAACGAGGGUAGACACCCAAUUGAAGCAAUUUUUACUUUUCCAUUGGACUCUUCUUCUAUCGUCGUUGAUUUCGCGGCUACUCUCGACGACCGAAAGAUCAAAGGGAAAGUGAAGGAGAAACAGAAAGCGAAAGAUAUGUAUGAUGACGCAAUUGCAGGCGGUCAGUCUGCCUUUCUGAUGGAAUCCGAGCGUGACGAUAUCUUCACUGUGAGUGUGGGCAAUCUUCCCGCUCAGAAGAAGGCUGUGGUGACGCUGAAGUACAUUACGGAGCUGCAUACCGAGCAUGAUGGCUCGGUCAAACUCAAUUUGCCGUCCGUUCUCACUCCAAGGUACAGCAAGGCCGGAGAAAAAAUUCAACAAAAGAUGUUACUUAUCUUCCUGCUUCUCGGAUUCCCUACACUUUCAGUUUCAACGCUCGAAUUGAAGGCGACGUGA
Messenger RNA from Corticium candelabrum, 555 nucleotides. RefSeq names its product von Willebrand factor A domain-containing protein 5A-like. The record is from RefSeq and is a predicted model, not a curated record. The transcript has a single exon. Bases 1 to 555 code for a protein of 184 amino acids. Lineage: Eukaryota; Metazoa; Porifera; Homoscleromorpha; Homosclerophorida; Plakinidae.